CUGAUACUAGAUACUAGAUGUUUAUAAUAUUUAUUGUAAAUGAUUUUAAAAUAUUAUUUUUUCUAAAAAAAUGAGUAAAUUAUUAACACAAACUGGUGUAAAACUUUUAUAUUGUUUACCUUCAUUAAUAUGUAGCAAUGCUAAAUAUUCUACAAAUGCAUCACAACAAACUGUAAAAGUUCGUGAACAAAUUUAUGAGCGUAAAAAACGUGCUUUAGAUGGUGGUGGACAAAAAAGAAUUGAUGCUCAACAUAAAAAGGGGAAAUUAACUGCGAGAGAACGCAUUCAAUUACUUUGCGAUGAAAACACAUUUAUCGAAUAUGAUAUGUUCAUGGAACAUACAUGUACCGAUUUUGGAAUGGAAAAUUCAAAGUUUGUAGGUGAUUCGGUAAUAACCGGCCAUGGGCAAAUACAUGGGCGACCAGCUUUUGUAUUUAGUCAAGAUUUUACGGUAUUCGGUGGCAGCUUAUCAAGUGUUCAUGCGAAAAAAAUAUGUAAAAUAAUGGAUCAAGCUUUAUUGGUUGGUGCACCUGUUAUUGGGUUGAAUGAUUCAGGAGGUGCCCGAAUUCAAGAAGGUGUUGAAUCGUUAGCUGGAUAUGCGGAUAUAUUCCAAAGGAAUGUUUUGGCUUCUGGUGUUGUACCACAGAUAUCACUAAUUAUGGGACCAUGUGCUGGAGGUGCUGUUUAUUCACCAGCUAUAACUGAUUUUACAUUUAUGGUCGAAGAUUCAUCUUAUUUGUUUAUAACUGGGCCUGAUGUAGUUAAGUCAGUAACAAAUGAAGAUGUCACACAAGAACAAUUAGGUGGGGCACAAACGCAUACUUCAAUGUCAGGUGUAGCUCAUAAAGCAUUUGAAAAUGAUGUUGAAGCAUUAAUUCAAGUACGAAAUUUAAUGAGCUAUUUACCACAAUCAAAUACAUCAUCUUCCCCUGUAAGACCCUGUACAGAUUCUAUUGACUGUGAUAUACCAUAUUUAGAUUCAAUUAUCCCGUUCGAUUCAACAUCAGCAUAUGACAUGCUGGACGUAAUUCAUGGAACUGUAGAUGAAAGGGAAUUUUUUGAAAUAAUGCCAAAGUAUGCUAAAAACAUUAUAACUGGAUUUGGUCGUAUGGGUGGGCGAACAGUGGGAAUACUUGGCAAUCAACCAAAAGUUGCCGCAGGAUGUUUGGAUAUUAAUGCAUCGGUGAAAGGAGCACGAUUUGUUCGUUUUUGUGAUGCAUUUAACAUUCCAGUCAUAACAUUUGUAGAUGUACCAGGGUUCUUACCGGGAGUUAAUCAAGAGUAUUCUGGGAUAAUUCGACAUGGUGCUAAACUAUUAUAUGCUAUUGCUGAAGCAACUGUUCCAAAACUAACAAUUAUUACUAGAAAGGCAUAUGGUGGGGCGUACGAUGUCAUGUCCUCAAAACAUUUACGAGGUGACAUAAAUUAUGCAUGGCCUACGGCUGAAGUAGCCGUAAUGGGUGCUAAAGGUGCUGUGUCAAUCCUAUAUCGUGGUAAAGAAAAUGUUACCGAAUUAGAAAAUGAAUACAUGGAUAAAUUCGGCAAUCCAUUUCCAGCAGCUGUACGUGGUUUUGUUGAUGAUAUAAUUGAGCCACGAACAACACGAUGGCGAUUAAUUCGUGAUUUAACAUUAUUAUCAACGAAAAAAUUAAAAAAUCCUAAGAAAAAACAUGGAAAUAUACCACUGUAAAGAAUUUGUUCGGUAAUAAAAACACUUUUUUUAUGCAAUACA
This is a messenger RNA of Chrysoperla carnea, 1732 nucleotides long. Its product is annotated as propionyl-CoA carboxylase beta chain, mitochondrial-like. Gene Ontology annotation, molecular function: propionyl-CoA carboxylase activity. The record is from RefSeq and is a predicted model, not a curated record. Gene Ontology annotation, cellular component: mitochondrion. The coding region runs from base 71 to 1690 and encodes 539 amino acids. The transcript is spliced from 6 exons. NCBI's taxonomy places the organism in Eukaryota, Metazoa, Arthropoda, Insecta, Neuroptera, Chrysopidae.